CAGGCGGCUCCUCCGGGCAUGCUCCUUAAGCCAAAGUAUGGCCGCUUUCGCAACGAGUCUGUGACCUCCUCCGACGACCUGAUGCAGAGCUUAGCCAUGAGCGGCAAAGUUGUGGCCACACCGGUGGUCUCCUCCUCCGCCACCAGCCUUCCUCUGCCUCCCCUGCCUCCUCUGCCAUCUCUGGACCACACCGCCAGAUCCUCCUCCUCCUCCUCCGGGGCUGCAGCCCUGGCCGACUCCCCUUCCCUGGACGGGGAGCAGGAUGCCACCACCACCUUCUGCAUGCUCAUCCCCAGGAUGCCCCAGUGGAAGUUCUCCAACUCCCUGCUCAGCCGGAGCCCCUCCAGCUCUAGCAAGGACUCAGGGAAGGCGGCUCCUUCCCAGACCCCCGUCUCACACAGGCACAGUGCUGCUGCCUCGGCCAGCGGCCCCGUGGCCAGCCUCGCGGCGGUGCUUAACUCAUGUGACCCUGUGUGUGUCACCCCCUGUUCCUUGCAGGCCUUUCGGGGGCAGCGAGCGGUUGCGGCGGCCAAUACGGCCAAUCAGGGGGGCCAUGUAUUCGGGGCCACGGAGGCCAUAGCGAACCCUGGGGGUUCCAGCAACUCCAGGUCAGGGAUGAGCCGCAGGACAAGGGUGGAAGGCAUGUGGCUGGGGGGAGAGGACUUCACCCAGAAGGGGAACUUCAUCAACAAACCCUCUCAAGGCUGGCUGCACCCUGACAAGAAGAUCGUAGGAUCAGGGGCCUCUUAUAUUGUCAGGUACAUGGGCUGCAUUGAAGUUUUGAAGUCAAUGCGCUCCCUGGACUUCAACACGCGGACUCAGGUGACAAGGGAGGCCAUCAACAGGCUGUGUGACAUCGUGCCAGGCGGAAAGGGAGCGUGGAGGAAGAAGGCCCACAACAAAGCUCUCCACACCGUUAUGGGGAAGAGUAACCUGAGAUUUGCAGGCAUGAGCAUUGCAGUCAAUAUUUCCAUAGAUGGCCUUGGUCUGCUUAUCCCUACAACAAGACAGGUGAUAGCUCACCAUCCAAUGCAGUCCAUCUCAUUUGCCUCUGGAGGAGACACAGACACGCCUGAUUAUGUUGCUUAUGUGGCCAAAGACCCAGUGAAUCAGAGAGCGUGUCACAUCCUGGAGUGCUCAGACGGUUUAGCCCAGGGUGUCAUCAGUACCAUCGGACAAGCCUUCGAGCUGCAGUUCAAACAGUAUCUACACAGUCCUCCCAAAACCAUGGCGUCUAUGGAGAGGUCUACCAGAACCGAAGAGGUGAUGUGGGGGGAGGAUGAGGACUUCUCUGAACAUGACUACUACAACAGCAUCCCAGGGAAGGAGCCUCCUGUUGGGGGGCUGGUGGACUCUAGACUCAGGCCGAGCGGAGCUCUGCUGGGUCACAUCCACACACAACCACAGAGCAAGACAGCAGCACAGAUGGGCUCCCCAGCGAGGAGGGAGCAGGCAUCUUAUCCCCCUGGUCAGCUGUGCUAUGAACUGCACUGGGACACUGAGACGACCAGCAGCUCAGGUCUGACAUCAGACGGUUACCUGUGUGCUGACGGCCAGCCACCAGGCAGCAGAGACUACGAGGAACAUCAGUACGUUAACACCCAAAGUCUGGAAAACUUGGAAUCACUUGUUCAGGGGCCCAAUGGACACCGAGUGUCCAGGCCACCUGACAGUCCAAAAAAGGACCUCUUUGACAUGAGGCCCUUCGAGGACGCCUUGAAGCUCCACGAGGCCUGUGGGUCUUCCGCAGCCGGAGGGGGAGGUGUCCGGGUCCUGGAGGACCAGUGGCCCAGCCCUCCACGCCGCCGUGCCCCCGUGGCCCCAAACGAGGAGCAGCUCCGCAGGGAACCAUGGUACCACAGCCGCAUGAGCAGGCGGGACGCAGAGAAACUCCUUGUCCGAGACGGAGACUUCCUGGUCCGGGAGAGCACGACCAACCCAGGACAGUAUGUGCUCACCGGCAUGCACUGUGGGCUGCCCAAACACCUACUGCUAGUGGACCCAGAGGGAGUGGUCCGAACCAAAGACAUGUUAUUUGAGAGCAUAAGCCACCUUAUCUCAUACCACCUUAAGAACGAGCUGCCUAUCGUAGCAGCAGAGAGUGAGCUCCACCUCAAACAGGUGGUCAGGAGGAAACAGUGAGCCACCUGGCCCUUCAUGGGAAGCGGAAUUCUUGAGUUCCCAUGCAAACACUACAGAAAAUAUGAACAAAUAUGGAAAUAAUUUAUUCCGGAUGGAUAUCUAUGUGCAACAAAGGAUGGCAGUGAUGCUUUCUUUCCAUGAACAAUUCCUCUACGGAGACCGAGGCAUCUGACAUGUCCUUGUACUUUCUCUGCCUUUUGCCGACCAGGAUCAACCAAACUAUCCCUCACCUGUCAUAAACUCCUCAGCAUGCAGCUGUGAAGAAUCCACCAAGUGAAAUUGACUAAUUUCAUAGCUGGAAAAAUUG
Anoplopoma fimbria (sablefish) is the source of this 2449-nucleotide messenger RNA. It is a transcript of the gene shc2, whose product is annotated as SHC (Src homology 2 domain containing) transforming protein 2. The transcript is spliced from 13 exons. Gene Ontology annotation, cellular component: plasma membrane. NCBI's taxonomy places the organism in Eukaryota, Metazoa, Chordata, Actinopteri, Perciformes, Anoplopomatidae. Gene Ontology annotation, biological process: intracellular signal transduction; cell surface receptor protein tyrosine kinase signaling pathway. Gene Ontology annotation, molecular function: receptor tyrosine kinase binding. Bases 19 to 2142 code for a protein of 707 amino acids. The record is from RefSeq and is a predicted model, not a curated record.